Equus quagga is the source of this 3934-nucleotide messenger RNA. RefSeq names its product sodium/potassium transporting ATPase interacting 1 (gene NKAIN1). The coding region runs from base 75 to 824 and encodes 249 amino acids. The transcript is spliced from 8 exons. Lineage: Eukaryota; Metazoa; Chordata; Mammalia; Perissodactyla; Equidae. Gene Ontology annotation, biological process: regulation of sodium ion transport. The record is from RefSeq and is a predicted model, not a curated record.
CCCGGGGCGCGGAGGAGCGGCGGCCGCCGAGCUCGAGGGGCCCCGCGGCAGACGGCCCGCGCAGCCCCGGAGCCAUGGGCAAGUGCAGCGGGCGCUGCACGCUUGUCGCCUUCUGCUGCCUGCAGCUGGUGGCCGCGCUGCAGCGGCAGAUCUUCGACUUCCUGGGCUACCAAUGGGCUCCCAUCCUCGCCAACUUCCUGCACAUCAUGGCCGUUAUCCUGGGCAUCUUCGGCACAGUGCAGUACCGCUCCCGGUACCUCAUUCUGGUCUCAGGAAAGGCCCAGGCACCAUCUGCCGUGACAGCCACUGGAAUUGCAGGCCCAGGACUGGAGUGGAAAUAUCUAGCUCUUUGCCAUGGAUGCUGUCUGGUGUCUGUCAUCUCUGCAGAGAGGUACGCAGCCUGGCUGGUGCUCUGGGUCGGCUGGAAUGCAUUUAUCAUCUGCUUCUACCUGGAGGUCGGCCAGCUGUCCCAGGACCGGGACUUCAUCAUGACCUUCAACACGUCCCUGCACCGCUCUUGGUGGAUGGAGAAUGGGCCGGGCUGCCUGGUGACGCCCGUCCUGAACUCCCGCCUGGCCCUGGAGGACCACCAUGUCAUCUCGGUCACCGGCUGCCUGCUCGACUACCCCUACAUCGAAGCACUCAGCAGCGCCCUGCAGAUCUUCCUGGCUCUGUUCGGCUUCGUGUUCGCCUGCUACGUGAGCAAAGUGUUCCUGGAGGAGGAGGACAGCUUUGACUUCAUCGGUGGCUUUGACUCGUACGGAUACCAGGCGCCCCAGAAGACGUCGCAUUUACAACUGCAGCCUCUGUACACGUCGGGGUAGCUUCUGCCCCACGCCCACCCACGUGAGGAGCUUCGCCACUAGACGGACAGCCGCCGCCCGGGACUCGGGCCAGGACGGCGGGCGCGCCCCCUGGCGGCCGCGGACCGACCGCAGCCCGCGCCGCCCGCUCUGCCGCAGACGUGGACUCGGCCCCUCGCAGCCAGCCGGGACUUGAGGGGCGGGGCGGGCCGGGGGAUCACGGGGUUUGUAUUUUUUUUAUCUUAGCCUCGGCCUGCGCUGGGGCCUCCCUCCCUUCUCCAGCCUCUCUCUUUCACCCUUCACCCAACACCCUGUCCCCUGUCCAGAGAGAAAUGGCAGGACGGACAGACUCACCCCAUCUCACCGCGCUCGUUCACCAGCUCUGGGGCAAGGUACCGGGAACUAGGAGCAGGAGUCCUGGGUUCUAAUCGCAGCUCCAUGGCUGACCCUCUGUGUGACAUCUGGCAAAGCUCUUGUGCUCUCUGGACCUCCGUUGCCCCACCUCAGAUAAUUAAAGUAAUUCUGUAGUAGUUGGAGCUCUUUCCAGCCUUCUCAUUGGACACUCAAUUCCCUGGGCUAGGCUGGGAUUAUAAUUCCCACUUUGCAGAUAUUGGAAACUGAGGCCCAGAGAUGUGAAGCGAUUUGCUUGAGGCCACACAGCUAGGCUUUUGGUGGAGGCAGGUUCUGAACACAGUGUACUUUCUGUAGUUUCAGACACCAAAACCCAGCGUCUGAUCUCUAAGUUCCAUUUCCAAGCCCCUUUCCACCUUGGACACUCUAGAACCCCUGUGGUCUACGCUACACUCACGCAUUCCUGCUACCACUCGCCAACGCACCUCUGAAAGCAAUAUACCGUUCUCUUGUCGGGAACCGGAUGGACGGAGCCCAGAGCCCUGAAUUCAGCCUGACCCACAGGGAAGCCUGCCUCUGUCCACCCUUGGCAAACCUGUCAGACUCUCUCCAGGAAAGGGAGGCCGCAAUUCAGUCAUCCCACCCACUUUCAGGUCCCUGAGGCUGGGUCUGCCACACCCAGGAUUCCUUACGCCUUCAGCGACUCCACCAACCCCUGAUGGCUCCAUCCACCUCACCUUGGAAGGCCUGUGCCUCCAGAGUGGAAGAAGGCUAGUCAGCACUGCCCAGUCACCCGUGUUCACAGGUCACCAGUGUCUAUGACCACUGCAGUUCCCAGAAGCAACCUCUACAAAGCCCCAAAGGAGUUCUGAAGAGGCAGAAUGGGGGUAUGGGUCAUGACGGGGGUCUGGAGGGCCAGCACCCUCCUUGAGAGCAAGCAGAGAUGGGAGCUCAUUCUCCCCACCUCCCUACAGACACCCCUGUGGACCCUGCGUCCUGUGGCCUGGCUCGUGAGUCCCAGGGCAGAGGAUCAGGCCUCAGCUUCCUGGUUUGUGAAAUGGGAGUGGCCCUGGGUUAGGAAGUGAGAUGGUUUGCACACCUGAGCCCAUCCGUGGUGACCACUCUGGGAGAUUCCUUACCCUCUGCCCUCCGGUCUAGCAUUCCCUACUGUCAAGGCCAACAGAGCCUGAGCUUGGACCCCACCCCCCCUCAUCCACCUGCAGGGCUGUGCAAGCAGCCAGCCCAGGAGUUCCGCUGGUCACCACAGGCACCAAGGUCCCAGACGGUCAGCCCAGUUAGCUGAUGGCUACAGCUCAAGAGGGGACAGCUCCCUUCAGGUCUGGCUGCUAUGUGGCCCCUGGGCCACCUCUUUCCUCCAGCCCUCUCUUCUCCCAGCCCAGCCAGCUGUCAUCUCGCCCCCACUCUUUCAGCCCCCUUUCUACUCAAUAGGUUCAGCCACUGGUGCUUCGAAGCCUCUGUUUUUAUAAGACGGUUUUUGCAAGAUGACCAAGUUCUCUUCUCACUGGGGCCUUGCAAGGCAGGGAGUGUCCCCUGGUUUCUGUGCAGGUGGGUUGAUUAAAGAUGGUGUUUUCUUCUCUAUCUUCCUGUCCUCCUGCCCUGUGAGUCAGCAGGCUCCCUGCAUGACGGUGGGAGUCAAUGUCAUUGUCAUUAUCACACAUUCCUGGGACACUGACUGUGUAGCUUUGGGCAAGUCACUCUGUCUCUUUCCUCGUCUACAAAAUGCAGAGGUGGGACGAUGUCAGUGGGUUCCCCGACCUGGCUUCACGGUUCCUCGGAGAAUUUUCUAUUUCUUUUCCCGAUUAAGUGCAUGUUAAGUUUAUGCUUCGAAAUAUCCUCUGCGUCUUGGCCCUGCCCGCUUCCUGACAGCUCAGCUCCUGACUCAGAGUGAGCUGCGGAUGGUGCGCCCCACAUGGCACGUCCUGGAUCCCGUCCAGCGAUGCAGCCAGAAUCAGUAUUUUGAAUUUUUACAAUUUUACCUACUUUUGUGAAUAGGUAACAUGUAUAUAUGGUACAGGAUUCAGAAAGUUCCAGGGGGUUAUGUCCUCUUACCUAUUUUCAUAUCUUUCUAAAGAUAGUCGAUUCUUUCUAAAAUUAUGUAAAUAUUUUUCCCCUUUUUUACACAAGUGGCAACAUAGUCUCACCCUUCAACUCCCUGCUUUUUCCACUUAACUCUGAAUCUUCCAACUUUCCCCCCAAUAACACGUGUGGAGCUGCCUCCCAUUAUCUGACGGUGAAUUGACAGAGUGGGGGUUUUUGUCAAGAUUCCCCAGGCCUUCCUGAUGCCGCUGGGGGCUAAGAAGCAGAGGUUCUUACAUAAGGAUGCCCCAGGCCCAUUAUGCAAACCUCUGUGGACCACUGCUGGUCAUGGCCCAGAGGAGAAUAAGUCACAGAGGCUGCCUUCAGGGAGCUUAGAGCGCAGGGGUGAGAGCACAGGGCAAGCAGGCAGAAGGUGCAUGCUGACAGCAGGUGGUCGGUGAAAGGCACUUGUCCACGGGAGCUCAGGAGAGGGAGGCGAUCUGAGUACCCUGGACGAGGGCAAUGGGAGGAAAACACGUGGUGUCUGGGCUAAGAAGAGCUGGAGAAUAACUGGUUGGAGGAAACUUCAAUGGGGAAUGUGUUAGUUUUCUAUUGCUGUCAAAUUACAACUUUAGUGUCUUAAUACAAAGUUAUCAUCUGACGGUUCUGUGGAAGUCGGACGUGCGUCUCACCGGGGUAAAAUCAAGAUGUCUGGAGUGUCAAGUUUCUUUCUGGAGGCUCUA